Molecule: messenger RNA, 2859 nt
Organism: Dicentrarchus labrax (European seabass)
Lineage: Eukaryota; Metazoa; Chordata; Actinopteri; Moronidae
Product: transmembrane prolyl 4-hydroxylase-like
Exons: 9
Coding region: 381-1898 (505 amino acids)
Biological process (GO): peptidyl-proline hydroxylation to 4-hydroxy-L-proline
Cellular component (GO): endoplasmic reticulum
Molecular function (GO): iron ion binding; L-ascorbic acid binding; procollagen-proline 4-dioxygenase activity
Source: RefSeq, a predicted model, not a curated record
CCUGUUGUUAGGCAGGUUGUCAGGGGCAGCGCACCAGCCAGGGGACUAACACGGGAUUAAGGGACUUCAGUUAAUGAUGACACAUGUAUUUAUCAAGGAAAACGACUGCCGGCGUUCCUGCUUUUCCUCUUGGAGCUGCCCUGUUUUUUUGGGUAAACGCAGCAGAGACGACAGGGUCGAUUUUUUAUCGAAACAGCGGUUUGCAGAGGGGUCUGCCCCGUAGCUAGCUAAGUUUUUCUUUUUCCGCUAACGUCAAGCAGCCUGCUAGCUAACGUUAUCAGGUAGCGGCAUAUAAAAAAAGUGAUAGCAACGUAACCCAGUAAGGAGAUACCUCCAGCUUUCCAUUGCGCUUGAUUUGCGACCCUUUUUUUUGUGCGAAAAUGGAAGACGUUCAGGAUAAUUUAAUGGAGCAGGAAGAGUACGACGACAGCGACAACCCAUUAGCAUCCCCCUUCAAACCCUCUUUGCGCUCCACCCGACUGCACGUCCAGAGGAGCAGUAUCUGCUCUCGGGCUUAUUUCGUUGUGGUUAUGGUCUUCUUCCAUGUGUAUAUCCUGAAUGUUAUCGGCCUGCUACUCUACGUGCACUACAACAAUGGCCCCGGGGAUCUGGUCAGUGGAGACGGGGCCACCUCAGCAGCAUCCAGCGAGAGUGGGACCCCUUUGCCCCAUCCUGACCCAGCUUCAAGAGAGCUACAUGUGGAGGAUUAUAGUCAGAGUUUCAGUCUUCCUCGUAUUGAGGGGAUACGGGUGGGUCAUGUUCAGCAGGUGUCCCUCGUGCCAGGGAGAACACAUGAGAUGAAGACGAUCAGCCUGAAACCUCUCCUAUUUGAAAUCCCUGGCUUCCUGUCUGAGGAGGAGUGCCGUGUGGUGGUGCAGCUGGCUCAACUCAAGGGUCUGAUGGAGAGCCAAAUGACAGCACCCAGCCAGGGACAAGAGGAGUCAAACCAGCCACUACUUUCUAUCAGCACAGAGGAGGUCUUCAGUCUGUUGGACCUAAACCAGGAUGGGCUGCUUCAGAAGCAGGAGAUUGUGAGUCACUCGCGCUCUCGAGAUGGAACUUGGUUGAACCCAGACAAUUUACGGCAGAUACUUUCUGGUCUGGAAGCCUGCCCAACAGGGAUGCUGACCUUGGAGGACUUUAGGCAUGUUUAUGUUAUGUCCCAGCGCCCAGGACAACAGCAAAGCAGAAAGCUCCAUAGUCACUUCAAACAGAGAAGCAAACAUACGUGGCUUUACCAAGGUCCCGGAUCCCACCGUGUGCUGCACACACUCAGGAACAGAGUAACCAGUCUGACACGUCUGCCCUCUGCAUUGGUUGAGCUGAGUGAGCCGCUGCAGGUGAUUCGCUAUGAGCAUGGAGACUUCAGUAAUGCCCACCACGACAGCAGCCCUUCUCAUUCAGAGACUACCUGCGCGCACACACGACUGGCAGGAAACACAUCUGCUCUUGCAGAGGUCUCUUGUAGGUACCUUACCAUGUUAUUCUACCUCAGCUCUGUAGAGGAAGGUGGUGAGACCACCUUUCCUGUAGCAGACAACCGUACCUAUGAAGAGCAGGCACUGGUACAGGACGGAGUUGAUUUGACAGACACGCAGGAGACAUGCAGCAGAGGGAACCUUAAAAUGAAACCUGCUGCUGGGACAGCUCUGCUCUGGUACAACCAUCUUUCUGAUGGUAGAGGUUGGAUGGGUGAGCUAGAUGAGUAUUCCCUACAUGGCGACUGUCCAGUCAGACGUGGAGUGAAAUGGGUGGCCAACAGCUGGGUAAAUGUGGACCCAGAUCACCAGCAGCAGGCCCGCUACCAGAGACUAGUUGCACAGAGGCAUCAAGCUAAGUCGGGCACAGAGGAGCAUUACCAAGCUCUCUCACACAGCGACCUCCAUCAGGAUCUAUAGCCGGGCCUUUUAAUGACAAAGUGACCAUAAUUCCAAAACUGGGUCGGUCUUGCAUCUAUAAUGCCAGUGAGGCUUGAUAAACUUUUCCACAAUGUCAGAUGCUGUAGUUGAAAUUAAAAUUGCAGAAAAACUGCCCCAGAUAUCUUCUCCUUUCAGUAAAUCUGUGACGCAUUAUAUUAUGUCUCUCAAGUCACUUGCUUGGAUAUCCAUAUUUUUUUCUUGAUACAUAAGUCAAUUUUGUUUGGCAGGUUUGAUGCAUUGGUUUCCUCUCAAUGUAUAAUACAUAAUACCAAAAUGUAUAUGAAUUAAACAGAAUGAAUGCCAUUAUCUAUUUAAUCGCGCCUUCAUAUAAAAUAUCACUUAUUCAGAAUAACUGAUAUAUAUAUGGAUACCAUGAUGUGAGUUGGAAAAGAUAGAGUCAUGUCCAAGAGAUGAGCCUGCUUACCUGCUUUCCAUUUAGGUUUACUUGGCAUUUACUCCUGUUGCAGGUCUGUUAUUUAUUGUAAUAGAAUUUAAGCCUUUUGCUACGAGCCAUAUCACCAUAUUUAUCUGUGAAUGUGUUCCUGAGGGAAGUCUUUGUGAGAUCAUUUAUGCCUGUUUGUUUCCUCAGUUUUGUUUAUCAUGAAAUGUUAUUUAAUAAGGAGUUUGCCACACCUACUUGCAAAUGCAGGACUCUUUUUGACUGGACAAAAGGAUUGCUUUUCACACUGGCUGUGGGAGGCCGGUGCUUCAGGUGUAAUUUAAACGUAGGUCUUUGAUAUUACAACUUUUGUCUUUCUUAUCCUCACAACUCAAAAAUAUUUAAUUGUCUGAGAGUAUUUAUUUGAGUGUUAUUUAUUACCAGUAUGAUUUAAGUUAAAAGGAAUGCAUAUUUAUUACAGCUUGAUGUUGCACUGAAUUUGUUGAUGUAUUUUAUUGUAUUUGUUCUAUGUCAUAAAAUAUAUAAAGCAGUGUUUCAUUA